AUGGCUGACAUUGACUGGCCAAAGAAUGAUAACCGUCGAUUUCUUCAUGUUGUUUACCGUGUCGGUGACCUUGAUCGCGCCAUCAAGUUUUAUACUCAAGCUCUUGGAAUGAAGCUUUUGAGACAAAGAGAUGUUCCAGAUGAGAAAUAUGCUAACGCUUUUGUUGGAUUUGGCGAUGAAAAAUCACAUUUUUCUAUUGAAUUAACAUAUAAUUAUGGAGUGAGUUCUUAUGAUGUUGGAAAUGGCUUUGGACAUUUUGGAAUUGCAACACAAGAUGUUUACAAAUUGGUUGAGCACAUUCGGGCUUUUGGUGGAAACAUCACUAGGGAGGCUGGUCCAGUUCAGGGCGGAACAACUGUUAUCGCCUUUGUGAAGGAUCCUGAUGGCUACACUUUUGCACUCAUCCAAAGAUCUGUAAUUGUUGAUCCUUUUGCUCAUAUCACGCUCCGCGUUGGUGAUUUAGAACGCGCCAUAAAGUUUUAUGAAAAGGCUUUGGGCUUGAAGGUGGUGAGGAAGAAUGAUAAUCCUGAGAGCAAGUACACUGUUGCUGUACUUGGGUAUAAAGGGGAGGAAGAGUCAACUGUGUUGGAGUUGACAUAUAACUACGGUGUCACCGAGUACUCUAAGGGAAAUGCUUAUGCGCAGAUUGCAAUUGGUACCGAUGAUGUAUACAAAAGUGCUGAGGUAUUAACCCUAGUCACGCAAGAACUUGGAGGGAAGAUCACUCGGCAAGCAGGACCGCUUCCCGGCCUUAACACGAAAAUUGUUUCAUUUCUUGACCCAGAUGGAUGGAAAACUGUGUUGGUUGACAAUGAGGAUUUACUGAGGGAGCUGGAGCAGGAGUGA
Messenger RNA from Vicia faba (fava bean), 846 nucleotides. The record is from the annotation of a GenBank genome assembly. NCBI's taxonomy places the organism in Eukaryota, Viridiplantae, Streptophyta, Magnoliopsida, Fabales, Fabaceae.